Messenger RNA from Paralichthys olivaceus (Japanese flounder), 3844 nucleotides. RefSeq names its product sarcalumenin (gene srlb). NCBI's taxonomy places the organism in Eukaryota, Metazoa, Chordata, Actinopteri, Pleuronectiformes, Paralichthyidae. Gene Ontology annotation, molecular function: GTP binding. The record is from RefSeq and is a predicted model, not a curated record.
GCCAUCAUGAAGGGUACAGUCUCGAUCUGCUGUCUCCUCUCCCUGCUGCUUUUGCAGGCCACAGCAGAAGAAGAAGAUAUCACCUCUGUCCUCAGAGACAAAUCUCACAUCGACGAGACGUUGCGGCUCGCAACUGAGGAAAAAUCAAGAGACUAUGCAGCGGCUCUGGAGAGGUUGCGGAAGAUCUACCACACGUCCAUCAAGCCGAUGGAGCAGGCCUACAAGUACAACGAGCUGAGGCAGCACGAGAUCUCAGCCUACCCCGGACGAACCCUGGGUGACUCAGCCACAGAUGGAGAGAUUACCUCCAAACCCAUGGUGCUCUUCCUGGGACCUUGGAGCGUAGGAAAGUCCUCCAUGAUUAAUUACCUCCUGGGCUUGAACGACAGCCCCUAUCAGCUCUACACAGGAGCCGAGCCUACUACCUCUGAGUUCACUGUUAUUAUGCACGGGGAGAAGAUCCGCUCAGUUGAGGGUAUUGUGAUGGCAGCCGACAGCUCUCGCUCUUUCUCGCCCCUGGAGAAAUUUGGCCAAAACUUCCUGGAAAAGCUGAUCGGCAUUGAGAUGCCCCACAAGCUGCUGGAGCGUGUGACUUUUGUGGACACGCCGGGAAUCAUUGAGAACCGCAAGCAGCAGGAGAGAGGUUAUCCUUUCAACGAUGUUUGCCAGUGGUUCAUUGACCGUGCUGACCUGAUCUUCGUCGUGUUUGACCCCACCAAGCUGGAUGUGGGCCUGGAGCUGGAGAUGCUCUUCCGACAGUUGAAGGGUCGCGAGUCCCAGAUCCGUAUCAUCCUGAACAAAGCUGACAACCUGGCCACCCAGGACUUAAUGAGAGUCUAUGGAGCACUCUUUUGGAGCUUGGCUCCCCUCAUCAAUGUGACCGAACCCCCCCGCGUCUACGUCAGCUCCUUUUGGCCAUAUGACUACGCACCUGACACCAGUCGCGAGCUCUUCAAGCGAGAGGAAAUCUCCCUUCUGGAAGAUUUGAACCAGGUGAUUGAAAACCGCAUGGAGAACAAGAUUGCCUUCAUCCGCCAGCAUGGCAUCCGUGUGCGCAUCCAUGGCCUGCUGGUGGACCGCUAUGUCCAGACCUUUAAAGAAAAGAUGAGCUUCUUCAGCGACCCUGAACUCGUGUUCAAGGAGAUUGUGGACGACCCAGACAAGUUCUACAUUUUCAAAUCCAUUCUAGCCAAGACCAACGUCAGCAAGUUCGACCUGCCCAACCGCGACGCUUACCGUGACUUCUUUGGCAUCAACCCAAUCACCAACUUCAAACCCUUGUCGUCUCAGUGCUCCUACAUAGGAGGCUGUCUGCUGGACAAGAUUGAGAAGGCCAUCACCAAUGAGCUGCCCGCUCUACUGAGCAGCAUUAACUCUGGCAAACAGCCCGGCCUGUCCUCCUGCGAGGCAACCGGCUGUGGUGAGAAGCCAAAGAACCGCUAUCGGAAGAACUGAGGAACACAAAAUAACUUAAGUGGGGGAAGUAAAGGGAGAGGAGGUGGAGAGAAGGGGUCUGGCGGAAGCCAACCCUGCUUUUGUCAGAAUGCCUGUAUUGUUGAGGAGACAGAGGAGAGAGGAUUAGUGUUUGUUUUUUUUUCCUCAGGAAAAUAUGGGGAUGUGCAUUUAGGCCCUGUGGGAAUGAGGAGUGGGAAGGAAGAGUAAUUGUGUAAUAAGGCAACUUAAGGACACAAGUGCUGACGAAAUGAGAACAGGUCACUGGUCACUGAGUUUUUGUUGAAACACACGCCCUCCUCUCUCCCUUGCACAAGCACAGUGGACUGCCUGGGAUUUUGGGGGAUGAGGAAGUAAAUGAUGUGAAGAAAAACAUAUAAGUACAAUCAAAUAAAAAAAUUUAAAUCCUCAGACUGAAAAAGUCAAAUACCAGCUCCCUUGUAUGUGAAUAAAAUGGGAAAGUGGAAAUAUCAAAGUUGCAAAUUUGUGUUGUAAAAUCUUGAGAAUUGCGUUGCAGGAGGUCAAUUCCAUUUGCUUCAGAAGGUGAUUUUGAAGUAGCCUUUUGUGUGGGUGCUAUACAAAGCCUUUGUCUUUGGGUGCUCUUCCAAACUCUUGACAUAGAUUAACAUUAAUGUUGCAUGUUAGACGUCACAUCUUACUUAUCAGAUGCAUGUAUAUUCCCUCUAACAAACUCAACCCUGAACCAGCACGGCCAUGCAAGGCCUUUUAUAUUUCUUAGUUUUAUUCGCUCAUCAGUCUUGGUUGUUGACAACCAGUGAAAUGAGCACCGUGAUGGAAGCAGAGGUCAGGGUUCAAGGGUCAGAGAGUCUUCAGAGUGGGAUGGAUAAUUUCAUUCUGCUUCACUUCUUAACUCCUCUUACUGUUUCCGAGUGCAUCUAUAAAUUUGCCAGUCUUUGGCAGAAAUUCAAUAAGGAAUAACUUUUUUCCUUCAAUGAUAAGCUUCCCAGCAUUUUUUAAGCUGAACGACCAUAAUAGCGACACAUGAGGAUGUGUUUGAAUCACAGCUAUCUGUAUCUAUUUGUUUUUGCCAUUUCUUUUGCAGGUUAGAAAUAUAUUUAUUGAUUUGUUUUAUGUGUAAACUUCUCAAAUGGGCAUUGAAGCAGGCUGCGUCUGCGUGCUGAACAAACCUUCACUGUAAGAUUGUGAUAGCGGACCUCUGAUAAUGGAUUUUGUAGCUUGCAAAAAAACUAAAAAAACUAAAAAACGGAGGGCUUGAGGUAAUUGAGAGGACAUGGCGAAGUGGAAGACCCACAAGUUGACCCCUGACCUCUGUGGAAAGAAGCAUGCUCAAAAUACUGAUCCCUAUGUCUUUGGAGUGAUACACGUCAAAGCUGCAAUUUCUUACGUGAGCCUACCUCAGUGAACUUCCCAGGAGUAUGGCACGGCCAAAUCGUUCAAAAUAGUUUGACAUUAAGGGAAAACACACUUAUUUAAGCCGCCAAAGUCACUUUUUGGAGUCUGAUGUUUGUUGGCAACCUGCAGAGACUCCAGGAAGAUUCUUUGCCUGGCAAGAAAUAGUCAAUUCCCCAAAUGACCACUGUACUGCAUUGAAACUACCCUUUCUGUUUGAUGUCAGCAAACAAGGUAUGAUGUAUUCAUUUUGGAGCUGUAGACCUGCAGGUAGGUGGACUUCAGUUCCCUCUUGACAGACUCUGGCUAACUGUUUCCCCUUGUUUACAGUCUUUAUGCUAAGCUAGGCUAACCAGCUGCUCUGGCAGAAUAUUUAGAGAAACUUCAUGUACCAUGACCUGGAUGACGGCGAACCUUCGCAGAUUCAGAGCUGAAGUCUACCAAAAUGACAAACCGCUGCUUGAAAUCUCAAGUCAGUCAAGGGAGAGGUAGGUGGUAACAACACCUUCCGUUCCCUCUUCGUCUUCCCUCACUAUCCCCCAUAGUGCAGAAUGUUUUAUUAUCUCAAAUCUGAAGCAUCAUGGAGCCGAAAAGAAAACGACCUGACAGACAAACCCCACUGAAGCUCACAUUUGCUUAAUUCCCUGUGUUUCGCUGAGUGUUUGUGCGUUCCACUGGAUGUGUUUGUUAAAUUUACAAUGCAGAUCCAGGACAUGCCCACUAGAGAGUGCUGUGUAAAAGUGUAAAAAGUUAUAAAUGCAGACCAUUGACUAACACUUCUAAUAGCAACAGUCUUCAGUGACUGACAAGCUUGGCCUUAUGAAAUUGUGUGGUUGUGCUUUUUGGUAUAGUUCAGUUUCAAUUAUCUUAUUUUCCUGUGAAUUAAUUCUGGCCUGGAUGUGUGUCUCAUUACAGAAGUUGUUGGUUCACUUUUUUUUUUGUUUUGCUAUAAAAUUUUAAUUAAUCUUUGCCCAAUUCUUUUGGAAGCUUUAUCAAGAAGAAUAAAGAUUUGUUGAUUGAC